This is a messenger RNA of Striga hermonthica, 819 nucleotides long. NCBI's taxonomy places the organism in Eukaryota, Viridiplantae, Streptophyta, Magnoliopsida, Lamiales, Orobanchaceae. The record is from the annotation of a GenBank genome assembly.
AUGAACAAUAUAACUACUUCCGAAAGUAGCAGCGGAGGCGAAUCGGGAUGGACAACAUACUGGGAUCAACUAUCGAAUUCCACGGAUUCUAACGACAACCGAAAAAAAUUAACAUAUGAUGAUGAUGAUGAUGAUAGCUUGUCCAUAGUUUCAGAUGCAUCAUCAGGGCCUCGACUGAGUAGAAACGAAGACCAUAGUUCUUCGUUUUCUGGAGAUCAUAAAAAAACGAGCAAGCGCAAAAACAACACCAAAGAGGAUAAGAAACAUAACCAGUUUAGUCUCGACGAUACUGCAACCUCACCAUUCUUUCAUUCCAACCAGGACAAUAUGGGACCUAACCAAAAUCAUUGUAGUCGGCCAGUGGAACACUUUGAGAGGGAACCUUCUCCAAAGAAGCACUUGGGUUCCAGAAAAGGGAAAUCAGAUCUCCUCUUCCAGGUAGUCAUUGAGGAAUGCAGACUUGACAUCGAUCGAGCUGGUAGAUUCUCCAUUUCUUUUGGGUUGCAAGUGCAAUUAGAAAUUCUUAUGAUCUACCUGAGCGAUCAUACUUUUCUCGGUGGUGAUUCUAGGGAUGGUUGUUCGUCCCUUGAUGGUGAUGGUGUCCUCGGACUGGAAGGUUGCGGAGCUGGAGGUGAUUGUGUACCUUCUACUUCAUCUUCAUGUUCUUCUGGUAUGAUAUUUUGCCUCCACGAUGCAGUCUUGAGGAUGUCCUAUAUCCGUGCUAUAGCAGAGGAAUAUGCCUUUCUCGGAUUUCUCCUCCAAUUUGUGACUAUUUUUCUAUUGAAUGUGGACGUGGCAGAUACUCCCAAAGACUCGUAG